GUUUAUGACAGCAACAGACACCUGUCGGCGCGUUUUCGAUACCGGCGGUGCAGCGCACAAUGAUGGCCGCCCCUUCGUGGCUGUUUGAGAAGAGGCACCUUAAAAAGCCACGAUUGGGGCCUCCUGACGUUUACCCGCAGGAUCCGAAACAAAAAGAGGAUGAGCUCACGGCUAUAAACGUGAAACAGGGGUUCAUAACAAAUCCCCAGAUCAACGACGAGUAUGGUUCCGCCAGAAAUGCCAACAUCACGUCCGCAAAAUUCGGAGCCUUCUUCAGUGCCAUUCUUUCUAAGAAACAAGAACUUAAUACAAUUCAAGAUUCGUCCCGAAAGAAACAGCAGAUCAACACCAAAGAGCAUUUUUGGCCAGUUACAGCAAGGUCCAAGAAUGCAAUUGAGGCUUGGUUUCGUGACCUUGCUGGAUCUAAACCACUUACCAACCUGGCGAAGAAGGUUCCCAUAUUCAACAAAAAGGAAGAAAUCUUCUUGACGCUGUUUGAGUUUUCAGUGCCUAUGCUUCGGGCCGCUUGGUUUAUCAAAAUGACCUCAGUUUAUCAUGUUGCCAUUUCUGAAGCAAAAAUGAAGAAACGGCAACUACCAGACCCCUGUCAAGAGUGGACUGCAUCACUGUGCAAAUUUCUGCGGGAGCUACUGCACAAGCUGGUGGAACAUAGCCAUCCGACAGGCCCACCCCCGCCUCCACCAGGAGGGGGUGGGAGCACACCAGGUGGUCCUGGUAGUGGAGGUGGGGCAAGUCCUGGUCCUCCUGCAGCUACACCUGCUGCUCCCAGCAUUCCGCCCGACACCACCAUUGCCAAACAGUGGCAUUACUGCACCAACCUGGCCUCGCACCUUUAUGAGGAAGGGCUUCUGGAUCAUCAGGACUUUCUCAACUGGAUUCUGGAGCUGGUUGAGAAGACCAAGAGUCCAGAUGACCCCAUCUUGAAGCUUGUCAUGCCGCUCACACUACAGUAUGUGGGUGAGUUUUCUCGCUCUGAGCUGCUGUCACGGCGGCUGGCUCAUCACUGUUCCAAGAAGCUAAGUCAGCUGGUUGCUGACUACACUGUGAGUUCUCCAAGGAGCCAGAGUCCAGUCACAUUAACUGCCAAUUCAUCAACGAAUGGCGGGAACACUGUGUCUCCAGUGCCAAAUCCUCCCUCCAUCAGUCCUCUGGCAGCAAGUUUCGCCGAAUGCCUCAGCUGUUCUCAUCAUCGUUCCAUUGUUCUCCAAUUAUCAGUAGUGCUGCAGUAUAUCACACUGAAGUGUCCCACUGCUCUUGUGUGGAACAGCAUUGGUGAAGGCAAAGCGAAUCCGAUUCUGAAUGGCAGUCCCUUAGACUUGCUUCCAUGCCCACCAUCGUGUCUGCCCAUGCCACCAAGGCCUUUCAAUGCUCAGGUGCGGCAAGAACUGCGACGGGUGGAGCAGCAGGUGAUUCAGCGAGGGCGAGCCGCCGAGAUGCACUGGUCAUGUGACAAGUGGCAGCAAAUGGCCGCUGGCACUACCAUCACACGUGUACUGGGAGUGCUGGAUGCCUUGGACAGGCAUAGCUUUGACCGAGUGGAUGCCACCAACUCGCUGGACACACUCUACUCCAAGGUUUUUGCUAAAAGUGGCGACCCGCCCCAGCCCGUGGCCACUGCACCUGGAGCCAGUCCUGGCCAUGGAGGGGGUGCUGGAGGGGGCGGGAGCAACACAGAAGGGGCGGGGCCACAGUUGUCUACGCCUCCUCCGCAAGAUGAGCCCAUUGUGCGACUUCUGUGCGAGUGGGCCGUUACGACUAAGCGCAGUGGCGAGCACCGGGCACUUGUCGUAGCUCGCCUACUCGAGAAGCGCCAGAAUGAGCUCAACAUAGAGAAAUACAAUGACGCUGACCUGGUGGACGAGAAAGAUUCUCAGGACUCGGGAAUGGCGCCAACGGGUUUGCCUAUAUUCCAAAACCUGCUCGUCAAUUUCCUUGACAUGGAAGCCCCUGUCCUUGAUGACAAGCCAUCUCCUGAGAACCGGACGGCCUUUGCCAACCUUGUGCUACUGUUUGCCGAACUGAUUCACUGUGAUGUGUUCUCCCACGAUGCCUACAUGUGCACCCUGAUCUCGCGGGGCUACUUUGCCAGUCACCCACCCGGGGGUGCUGGGCUGCCAAGUGUCAUGGGAAUGGGAACAGGCAGCAUUAGUGGUGCCCCACGCGCUCCAUCGCCUGAACCAUCGCUCACGGGUUUCCUUGACCCCAACUUGGGUCCGUCACCCAGCCAUGGGAGUGCCAGCAACCCUGGUAAUGCUAGUGGCAUGUCCAUGGGUCUUGGACUGGGAGACUUGGGCAUUGGAAGUCUGGGGGAGCCCUCUCGCCAGGCUGACUCGCUGCACAUGUUCGAGCCGGGUGCAGUGAAGCAUGAGGUUGGCUGGGGUGUUCAGAUGGACAUGGAUGAUGCCGGGCUAGAUGCUGACCUGGAUAACAUCUUGCAACGCAUCAAGGAAGGCCAGCAGAACAUGAGUGACCAGCCUGACUCUGUGGGCUCAGACAAGGAAGAAGGGGGCUCUCUGCAAGGCCCCACCACACCCCUGGCCGAGGCUCCAGGAGGUGGGGGAGCAGGGAUAGGUUGCCAGCCUGGUAGUGGGGCCUCGGGCGGUGGUGGGGCUCCAGUGAGCGGGGUGCGCAGUCCGAACUGGCCCCUGCGGCACCUGCAGUACACCACACACUUCCCUCUGCCACAAGAGGAAGGGGGCCUUUGGUCUCACGACUGCAACCAACGGCACAUUCUGCUCUACGGUGUGGGCAAGAUUCGCGAUGAGGCACGGCAUGCACUCAAGAAGGUCACCAAGGAACUACAGAAGCUGUUUGCGAAGAAGGCAUCCAUGGACAUUGCUGACGGGGGAAAGGUGAAGCGACAUGCUCGUGAAGGUUUCAACUUUGAGGCUGUCACAGCAAGGUUCCAGUCUCUCUCUUAUUUCGACCAGCACGUGGUUGCCCUGACAUGUGCUGCAUCAGUGGUGGAGAUGUUGGCUGGUUUUGCUGCAGGAUCCUCUAAUCACCUUCCCAUUGUGGACUACAUUGCCUUUCUCUUUGACCUUAUGGAGCUAUCCUUUAAUAUUCAUGGCUUGAUCGAGUUUGGCCUUCAGUUGCUGAAAGAGCUUGUUGAAGUUGAGAACCAGCUCAUGCAGAAGAACUCUGCUCUGAGUGGAACAUAUGCAACGUCUCUAGGCAUGCACAUUAUAGGCCUCUUUUAUAGGUACCAUUGCUGCCUGCUUGUGUGCCAAGAUUACACACUACAAGCGUGUGAAAGUUUGUGCAAGGUAGUGAAGAAUGUUGCCAACCCUGCAGAGUGCACCUCUGCAGAACGCUGCAUACUGUGCUACCUCCAUGACCUGUACUCUUCGUGUUCCUACCUCAAGUCCAAACAUUCAGAGAUUUUCGGCUCUUUCUACUCCAAAGUCAAGCAAACACUGUACGCCCCUCAAACACCGUCUUCUCUCAACCUGCUUUGGAACAGUUCGUACAUGAUUGAGUGUGUAAACAACCCCAGGAUUAGGGUUGAUCCCCAACAAAUCAAGCAACUGAGUGAAAAUUCUGCAUAUAGGUACAGCUUUGUUUGCAAUGCUGUCCAGAGCAUCUCUGUAGCACAAGAUGCAGACAGGCUGAAUGACAUAUCUCUCCUGUGUGCUGAACUUACUGCCAGCUGUGGUCUGCUUAGUGCUGAAUGGCUGGGUGUCCUCAAAGCUCUAUGCUGCUCGUCUAAUCAUGCAUGUGGCUUCAUUGACGUCCUGACGCAAGUUGAUGUGGGGGACCUGUCUAUCCAUGACAACCUGGCAGUCUUCACAUGCAUCCUGGUGGCAAGGCGGUGCUUCUCCCUCCAGGAUUUCGUUGUGCAUGUGGCCAUACCUUCACUGCUCUCAGCUAGUCCUGUGGGUGGAGCCGCAGACCAGGAUGCAGAGUCGGGUGCCCGGCUUACAUGCCACUUACUGCUACGCCUCUUUCGCACUGUGGACUCCAUGCCGCCUGCUGGGAGUGCCAUACCCCUUCCGCGACCUCUCUUUCUCAUUCGGUCUCUGUGCGAUCGGCAUCUCUUGUCAGCUGCUCACAGCAGCAUGCGUGUUGAGCCAGUUCUUGCAAUUCUCAAGGCCAUCUUGCUGCUUGGCGAUGCUAGCACACCAGCCUUGGAGGCCAAAGCGAAGCUGGACUCGAAUCAGGGCAAAGGAGAACCCAGCAUCAACGACCUUCUUGGCCCAAUAGAUGACACAGACUUUGACCUCAGCGUCCCUCCCAGCUUGGGCAGGCAUCCAAGCAGCGUGGGUGCUCCUCGAGGCACAGGCAUUGAGAGUGCUGGCCUGAAUGACUUUGCCAAAUAUGCUUUGGGCCAGAUCUGCAGCCAGCAGUGGAUUCAUGAACGCUGCCUCAGAGACCCUGAUGUACUGUGCUCACCGGACCUGCUGCUGGAUCCGAUGCUAUCACACAAACAGGCGGAGACAUUGCUGCACAUGAUCUGCCACCCCAAGGGUGGUAGCAGUGGCAGCACGAACUCGUGGCUUUCCCCUGGUGCAACUAACAAUGGCGCUGACACAUUUGGUGCCAUUGUGGGGAACAGUGCCUGUGGAAGUAGCAGCAGCAGUUCGGGAAGUGGCGCCAAUGGUGGCUCAGCAGGUGGUGGCUCAAGCCCCCAUGAAAGAGAGCCGUGCGAUCAGCGGCAGCUGGUGAGCCGGGUCCUGCUGGGCCUAGACCAAUGGAGCAUGCGGGUGUCGUGGCUAGAGCUGCAGUUGCGCUACAAGCAGUGUGCCAGCCCUGCUGAGGUCAACGCGUGGUUGGACAGUGUAGCCCGGGCCACCAUUGAUGUCUUUCAGCUGACCAGCGAGGAGUCACCCCUGCCUCUGUCAGCCCGGUCUGCAGGGGCUGACCCAGCAUCACCAAUGCCGUUUUCUCGGCUCAGUGGUAAUGGCGGUGGCACCUAUGGAAGACAAGAAAAUGACCGCAUCUGGUUUGUGGCUCCGCUAAUAGCCAAGCUGCCUGCUGCAGUUCAGGGCAAGGUCUUGAGGGCUGCCGGACAAGUUUUGGAGAGUGGCAGCUGGGCUUGCAUUGCUUCCUCCUCCUCUUCUAAAACCAAGGACAAAGACAAGCAGGUUCAGAGAAGUGCAUCCCUGCUGAGCCACCAGCCAUUCCUCUCGCUGGUGCUCAUGUGCCUCAAGGGCCAGGACGAGCAGCGGGAAGGCCUGCUCAACUCGCUCCAGUCGCAGCUCACACAGUGUGUGCACAUCUGCAAGGACGAGAAACCCAUAGCAGAGGACUUGAAGAGUCGUUUGCUAUUGCACGAGGCACUGCUACUGAGGCUAAGCCUUGUGGGUGGAAUGUUCGACAUGAUUCAACGCAACACAAGCUUCACCACUGACUGGGCCCUGCUGCUUGUGCAGCUUAUCAGCCAUGGGGUCGUCGACCUGCACUGCAACUUCGAACUCUUCACUACUGUCCUUGACAUGUUGGCAGCACUCAUCCACACGACCCAGAAUGCUGACAGUGUGUCCGGAGAAGAGACACGCAAGCAGUAUCUCAACCUUGUAAAGAAGAUGAAGAAAGAGGUGUCGGACAUGGACACAGAAUCCAUGAAAAUGGUGCACCAGCUGUUGCCUCUCACCAAGCAGCAGUGUGAGGUGAUCGCCUGUGAGCCGAUGGGAAGCCUCAUUGACACCAAAGGAAACAAGAUCGCUGGUUUUGACUCUAUAGACAAGAAGCAGGGUCUUCAAGUGGCUGAAAAACAGUGUGUGAGUCCCUGGGACUUGCUGGAAGGUCAGCGAAAUCCAGCCCCAUUGUCGUGGAUGUGGUUCGGGGCAGUGCGCAUGGAACGCAAGCCUCGUCUGGAGGAGAUGCCCCGGGGCAGUCUUUUAUGGCACACACACUCGGCCCUGGCUAAACCGGCUUCCUAUUUCCUCGAACAGCCACCCCUGCCUCCUGAGGAACUUUUGGAGCCCCCUGCUCCCCUCCCGGCAGCUCCACCGACUGCUGGAGUGGGGGGGCCUCACGUAGGUCCUCCCCCACACUUGGUCCCACCCCCACACUUGGCCCCUCCCCACCACCUUGUGCCUCACCUGGCUCCACCUCACAUUGGCCAGCCUCCUGACAAGCAUCUGCAGAUGCAGCUGCUAGAAGACCCCAAGCGAGCAUUGCAUGAAAUACACAGUGCACCCUCACCACGUGGAGGUGCCAAGAAACCCAAGGCCCAGAGGCGGCCUCGCAAAGCCAAGGGCCUUGCAGGGCAGGCCCCGCCGGUCCGGGGCUCCCUGGCCUACCCCCCUGAGCAGCAGCCCAUGUACCCUCAGGGACCGCCCCCGCCUCCCCAGCAGUGGUAUGGACAGCAGCCGCCGCCCAUGCAGCAGCAAUCAUACUAUGCACCCCAGCAGCCCCUGCCCCCAGGAGGACCCCGCUUCGAGCGCCAGCUUUCCCAGUCCAAGGCUGCUCUCAGCUCUAUGCUGCGAGCCCGUCACCCUUCGGCACAGUUUCUUGGUGGGCCGCCCCAGGGGGCACCUCAGGGUCCACAGGGGGCGCCUCCAGUCACCAUGCAAGGUCCGGUUGGUGGACCUGGAAGCAGCGGUGCACCACCUUAUGCCCAGCCAAACAUGGACAUGCUGCAGAAGCAGCAGCAGCAGCGCCACCAAAUGAUGAUGCGCCAGCAACAGAUGCGCCCCCAAGGCAUGGCACCUCAACAAGUGGGCCAACAAGGCAUGUUCCACCCUGGCAUACAGCAGGGAGCACAGGCACAAGCAGCUGGCAUGCAUCACCUGCCUCCACCAGAUUAUUUUCGAGCUGUGGGGGGCAUGAGCCAAAACUAUGGUGGGGGCUAUGGGGGUGGCGGGCCGCCUCCGCAAGCCCUGAUGGAGCGCCGCGCGGCGGCUGGCGUCACUGGAGCCCCGCCAGGUCCUGGCAGUGGCAUGAUGGGCCCGGCUCCGCCAGGCUUUGGCCAGGGCUACAACCCAGGGGGGGCAGGGAACACCAUGGGAGGACCUCCUCAACAGUCUGGCAACAUGGGCAUGAUGAGUGCUGCUGCAGCAGGCAUGCAGAAUCCCGGGCCACAGCAGUACCUGGCCAACAGGCCACAAUAUGCCCUUGGUCAAGGAGGAGCCGGUGGCGGAGGAGGCCACCCUGGCGGCCCCAUGGUGGGUUCCACAGGGGCCGGCCACCUCGGGGGUCCCGGUGGAGGCGGCCCCGGCCCCCAGGGUGGGGCUGGGGCGCCCCCGGGGGGCCCGAUCCCGGGCGGGGGUGGCUACGGCGGGGGUGCGCCUGGUGCGACCCCAGCUAGUGCGGCUGGCCUGAUGGCCAGUUCCAUGCACCACCAGCAGUUCAUGGCCCUCAAGCAGCAGCAGCAGCAACAGCAACACCAGCCCCCGCCACCCCACCAGCAGCAACAGCAGCACCAGCAGACUGCAGCGCUCGUGGCUCAGCUGCAGCGGCAGCUCUCGGGCAGUGGCCAGGUACCACCCCAACAGCAACAACAGCCGCAGGGACCGCCACAGCAACAUUCGGCAUACCAGCACCAGGGUCCCUACUGAAGCCCACAGAUUCCGCCCACCAUUGCAAAUGGCAGCUUUCGUGUCAACAGCCUAAAAGAGGAACUAGAGACCUAUAAUACAGCGGUAAUCUGAGGCCAUUGCUGCCAUAUUGGUAGUCUUCAUGGCAGCAGCCGGGGUGUAAGCUAUGUGUGAACGCAGUAGCAGCAAAAGUGGUAUCACUCUGCCGGACAACAUGCAGGACCACACUGAGUUGCAGGUAACGUCUUACUACUGUUUAAAUGGCAGCCACAAUAGUAGCCUAUAUCGUAGCAGUGCCAUCAGAUUAAUGGUUAUAGAGAAAGCAAAUGCAUGCAAGCACAAUCAUGAAAUCAAAGGGCAUUCUAACGCUGUCUUGUGGGAUGUCGAAAGCAUGACACACGCUUGUGUACUGGUGCCACAGCUGCGCCUAGCCAUAAGCCCCCCCUUCACAGAUUGUUGUGUGGCAGUGCACUAGUAGGAGGGGUUAUACAAACAACCAGACAAACAAACUUUAUUCAAAUAUCAUGGGCUGUUUAGGAGUGCGGACAAAAGGCCUUCAGCAGGCUUGACUGGGUCCGUGCUCCCUAUAAAUGGCAAACAGUGAAAAGAGUGCGGUCUAACUAAACAAGUUACAGAUUGGUAGUACAUAUGCAUUGACAGUAAACAUAGAAAAUAAUUAUGCUUGUCUAGCACAACAAUUAGGACGGCCAUAUAGAAAAUAUGUAAGCAAUAGCAAAUAUCAGUUUGAACAGAAUAUAUAAAAAACAAGAAUAAGCUUACUAAUUAAGUUAAAAAACCGAGGUAAUAGCUCUAGGAUAUACAAGUAUAUGAAUAAUAAGUAACGCAAAAAGAAAAACAAAUUGUUAUUGUCCAGAUUCAAAAUUGCAUGAACCGUAAAGUUUACGGAAUGUUGUGAGAGUCGCAAGUAUGCCCCUCCGAAACUUAUUUGUACAUUUGUACCAUUUAAUGACACUAGAAUGAGCAAUCUCAAUGCAGUUGCAUGCAGUUCUACGUGCACUUUUUCGAGAAUCGUGUUGGAUCCAGUAGGGAUCAGUCUUGGCAAUUCUCCGGUGACAUUGUGCACAGAUGAAAAGUGCCUGUCUGUUUGGCUGUGUCAGCCAUAAUAGCUGUACCAACUCUAUACUUGCAGCCCCUAUAUGAAAUCUCAGGGUCCCACUUAAGCCUCCCACUGGUUCUUGGCAAGAGCCUUUGUCCCGAAGCAAGCUAAAGCCACAACUGUGCCUGUUGUCGCAAACUCAGUUGUACCAUCACACUUUUCAUACCAGCAUUUUAUGUUGACUUCUCAUGAAGAAUUUUGCCUCGCUGCUACUUGUGCGCACCACUUCUUUUGUUACUUUUGGAGUAAUGUCAAAAAAGUGAAGCUUGCUUUUACUCUGUUUUAGUUGCAUAACUAUGCUGCACUCUAGGCAGCUUUUGAUGUCACUGGAAAAGUUGUUGUGUUAUAAAUGAUACAAAGAAUUUGCUGAGAACAGUUCUAUGCAGGCAAUUCUGCAUUCAUCUAAAUCUCUGUAGUGUGUGUGGAAGAACCCACCUGACAUUAACAUUUGACUGCUAUGCAAAUGCAUGAGGAUGGUAGAUUUAUACACAUAAACGAAUAUUAUUAAGGACAGACUUUUAUUGCCAUUGUUGAACACAGUUAACGUCUAUUUAUGUUCUUCUUCUAUUGCCCCUGUCAGUGUGCAUUUAUAGUUAAUCUUCAGUUAUGAACCAAACAGUCAGCAACAAAGUUUCCUGCUGACAAAUUUAGAAGGAAAUGAACUGCUGUAUUAGGUUCUUAUCACUGAAUGGUCAGGUGCAAGAACUUGCAGCUGCUGUUAAAUGUGGGGCUUUAUUUGUCUCAUGUCAAUCAACAUGUUUGUUAUGCAGCAUAACUAAGCACACAUGAAAAUAAAUGCACAAUGUGUGGCUGCUAAAAGGGCACUAAAGAGGAACACAAAAUAAGUUUAGACUUGUAGAGUAGUCUUCUAGAACUAUUUAUUUGUAUCUGUUUGGCAGACAGUGGUAAGUGGUAAGAGGUAAAGUGUUGCCAGGAAAAAUGAGUGCCAAACUUGUCCUUAAAUUUCAUGCCUGAAGUAGUGGUUGUGGUAAACUAAUACAAAAAGGACAAAAAAGAGGAAGGAAAGGAAGAACCUUGGCCAUCAUAAGUGUCUCACAUCCCAGUGGACGGGUCAACCAUCUCACAUCCUAGUGGACAAAUCAACUGUGGGAAGGAAACAGGGUAAGAGAAUAGAUAAGGGAGCGAAGUUACAAUAAAAUAGACUCAAAGAAAAUAGGAGGACAUACAUGAAAAGGGGACAUGAUUUUAAAUUUGAAACCUACAGGGCACAAUGUGGUGCUGUGCCCUGUGUCAUUCGGCCACCCAGUGUUGUUACGCACAAUGCCAGGCUCGUCUUUCUCAAUUCAGAAUUUUUUUAAUAUAAGCCCUAAUAAGUGGCACAGCUUGUUCGAAGUAGCCCAAUACAAGUAGAAUAUGUUGUCCAAAAGUUCUGUUCACGUACCAGCUUGUUUAAAUAACACGUUUUGCUUUUAUAUUUUUAUGCUUUUCAAGCAUGCUUUGGGUGAGUGAAAUGUUUCCAAAAAAAGUUUUUCAUAAACAACUCAUCACUGAUUCCAACGCUUCCUUGUGAUAGUGGUUUAGUUAUAUCUUUUGGGUUGCUCUUCUCAUUUAUAAUGACAGUUAAAGAUAUGAGUUCUUCAGUCAAGGGCACCUGUAGGGUUGAUCGUGUGAAUGAUUCAUGAAUGUGGCAAUACAGUCGACUCUUGUUACAAUGGACGAUGAUAAUCCGCCAAAGUAUGUCCAUUUUAUUUGAAGUCCGUAAAACCCGAAAUGCCCUAGUUCCAAAACCUUGAUCGCAAUGUGUAACAACGUAAUCACGAAGAGUGAGUGAUGAACAUCGAAAGUAAAACAAAGAAAAUAACAAAGUUGUGCAAAAGGCGAAGCAGCGAUUGCAAUAGCAAAUUAGUAAACAGCUAUGCGAAGUAAGGGUAGCAGUUUUAUUGGCGCUAUAAAGUUGUAAGCAUUCGCUUACUAACUAAAUUAACAAGCAAGGUGUCAAGCACACGCAGGUAAACAUGAACACAUCUCGCUCAAUGAAUGCUGAAAGUCGCUGUCAAAACAUUGGGGUGAGGAAUUGCAGCAGCAGCAGUGAUCGCAUUAACCGUCGUGCAUCUCACGCUUCAAUGCGAAUGAAACUUCAUAAGCAAAGUGCAUACAAAGCUAUUGGCACUAUGUGCACUCUGCAAACAUGGCUGAUUGCUUUCAAGAUGCGGCACCCGCGCGGCCUCACUGGAGUAGAAACCACCCCCCGUGCCUUGCGCGUGCAUGAUAUUGAGCUGCGAUCGUCGGCUGACUCUCACAAGUCAGUUGCUAGCCUGUGUCAACUCAGCAAAAGUUCGUUUUAUACGGCCGAUUUUGACAAAAAUUGACACUAAUUUCGUCUGCUGUAACCGAUAGUUCAUUGUAGUGUGGUCCGUUAAAAGCGAACUUCGUUGCAUUAAUAAAAUAGGUAGAGUAAACUAAGGUGGAAAUAUGGUUCGUUAUAUCUGAAACUCUGUUGUACGCAAAUCCAUUGUAACGUGCGUAGACUGUAUCUGUCAAGCUUCCAUCUUGGGGCGGAGGUUUAAAGCUUGAAAGUUGAUGUGACCAUAAAAGAGUUAGAAGUGAUUGAAUAAUUGAUGUGCAACAUGAGCAAUUUAGUAGUACCAAAUCCUUUUAUAAUAACUGUAACUUGCCGCUUCACCAUAGCUAAUCUCACGUUAGUGUGAUGUUUCAGAUUUUAUGAUGUUUCUGUGCAUUUUCAAAAAAUUUAAAAAUUCUUGUAGUAUUCGCAUAUCCAACAUAGAAAAAGAAAAUGUAUUUCAAGUUCAGCAAACGCCCACGCAACUGCCUGCCUCCAAGCCCUGCAGCCCUGCAACAUUGCUCUUUAUGUCACAGCAAACAAACUAAUCUGCCUGAUAUGGUUGGGUCACCCCGUAAAUUGUGAUGCAUUGAAUUUCUAGCUGGCAGCUGUGAAAUUCAUACCAGCAAUUGGUUUCGCCUGGCUGUGCUAACCAAGUACAGUCAAACCACCAUAUAUCGAACACGGAUAUAUUGAAUUAUUGUAUAUAUAGAAAAUUGCAUGGAUUUUUAAUUUUUUAUUUCGAACGGGGUCGGACAUAAAAUGAAUAUAUCGAACUCUGCCACUCCACACCACGUGCGCUCUGUUGACAGGCAGCGAGCUUUCCCGCAACAACCUCGAAGACAGCGGUGGUGCGACAAGCGUUCCGAACUGCUGCGUGCUAUAGCUGCUGCACAUAUUGAUUGCGCCGAGGGUGCCAUUUGAACAUAACGGCAUACGCACGCGGUGGCUUUGCUAGUUCAACAAUGCCGGUGACACAUCGCAUUUGCCGCACUGAUACCUCCUCGGUGCCACGCUCUGCGUCUGGUGCACCUUGUGAGGAAUGGCAGUUUGCUUUCACAAAGAUGCGCAACAGCACACAUUGACUGGGCUCACUCAUAGAUGUCAUGGCAGACGCCACCUAAUACUUUGUUAUUGACAUUGUUUAAAAAUGCUUCGAUUGACGGCUAUGGAGAUCGCAGCGGAAGUAGCAGCCAAAUGAAUACGCUACGUAGGUUGAUCCCUUAUACGCUGAUGUUGCCCCGCUCCCAACUUAAACUGAGGCUGGUUGGUUGGUUGGUUGAACGAUUGGUUCAUUGAUUGAUUUGUACAAGUUUUUUACGUGUUUUUUGCUUAAUUUUAUAUAUUGAAUUCUGGCUAUAUCGAACUAUUUCGCCACGCUGUUUGAUAUAUCGAGGUUCGACUUUAUAUGCAUUCUGGUUCCUGAGAAACACUAAAUGGCUUCAACAGCUUUCAUUCGUUACUUAUCAGUAUGAAAACCAUCCUUUGGACUGGAUGGGACGCUAAACAAGAACAUGAAGAUAAGCUGCAUUAGUAAAUUGUUUUUAGAAUACCUAAAAGACUGCUUUUACCAUGAGGAGGAGACGCUUUGGAAGUUGGAAAAUAUGCAAAAGCAAAAGACUCGUAGCAGUGCCCUUUAUGAAGUUCCCACAUCAGCUUCCAGUGAUGUCAUGGAUUAUGACAGCAUCUCCUCCUGUAUUAUUCAUUGUUUAUUGAUAGAGAAAAAAAUACAUGGCAUUCUGAAUGAGCCAAAUACAUAAUCAUUGAAACUCUUUAUAACUUUUUUGGUUAUUAAACAGUGUAAAUGCUAGAACAUAAAUUGCAACUUGUGACGUUAUCAGAAUCGUUCCAUUGAAGGAAUGAAAAUAAAGCUUUGAAAGAAUAGUUAACCAGUAUGUCCCUCUAAGUGAGAUGAAGAGACAAACAGUGGCACAAGCAAAAUGAGCACCUCAUGAAUAGCAGGAUCAUGCAUUGGGCUUGCCUAAUUUAUUCAUGGAGUGUUUAAGAUGAGCACUUCUACAGCAUGCAAAAGGAAAUUAUGGCGGGCCCCAAACAAUUGAAUGUUGAGUUGCCAAUGCUACUCUAGAACUUUUGUUUUGCUAAGUCAGCCAUAAUAUCAAUAAAGACUUAGGUAAAUAAUUUUGCUAGUUAGCUAAUUUGGCUAUGUGCGGAGGAUACUGAUAGCUUCUCCAGAUGGCUCUUAGCAAUGCACACUUGAUUUCACCCCCACAAGGAAGGCUUCAAAACAAUGUUGUUUUUAAAAUUUAAGCUUUGUGCACACUCACCAGAACACCUUGUGUGUGCAGGAGUGUUCUAAACUGGGCUGGUUGAUACAUCAUUAGGACGGGAACAAACAGCGCUUAAGAUGGUACAAUGAGAGCACAACAAACAAGGCACCUUGUCUCUUGUGCUCUCAGCAUUCUGUCUUGAGCACUGUUCGUUCUAGACCCUGUAUAUGUUUUGAAGAUGCAUCAAUUAUGCUGGUAAUACACAUGGCUUAAACAUGUCUAACGUAUAUUUCAAGUACAUUGAUGCAGUAUAUGCUGUAUAUUGAAAAUUACAUUUUUCAGAUCUAUCUGUGUGCAGCUUGAAUAGUGCACAUCCAUCUGAUAUCUAUAACAACAUGAAGUGUUCAGCAAACAAGAGUGUGAUUAGUGGUUCACCUCGUGAAGGUGUUCCUCGUGCAGGCAUGCGCAAUGUGGACCAAUAUGAAAUGAAAUGCCUGAUUUGCAUAUAGUAUCAAUAAUUGCUCCUGCUAUUUGUUGGAGACUGAAAGACACUGCACUGUUCAUUCUUGAUCACAAUAGUGAUAUAACGCAUAUCUGCAGUGAUGCGCAUUUUCUCAUCGCAUAUCUGCGGGUGAGGUUUAAGCCCAUAUCAAAUGUUAUGAAAAUUAAGAGUGUUGGGUGUACAUGACUUCCUGCAAAACUGCCGGCUUGCCCGCACUCCAAAUUCACAGAUUUGCCAUUUCAUGGAGCAGACAGUCUAAUAGUUAUGGGGGCGUUUCCUGCCUUUUUUAUUCAUAAUAAAUCAGUAGCAUGUGUCAUCUGUGGCAAUUCCAGGCAAAAAUGUUGCAAUUCUACUGCAGCAGAACACUGGCGCCAUCUGUGAUUGUCAGUCAGAAUCAGUUUAACAAGAAUAUUCAUGUGUAGCUGGCGCUCUUAUUUACAACACAUUUGGUAUAUCUCCAGUAAUCAUUGCUUGAAUACCAACUACAGUAAAUUGUCAUUGAUACGUAGUUGGAUAGAAAUGUGUAUCAUGUAUGCACUAAGUGAUGUACUAAUUAAUGACUGAUGAGAGACUGUAGACUUACUAGCCAGAUAAAAAAACAUCUUAAUUCUCAUUCAAAUAAAUACACAAAAAAGUGUUUUUUCUUUCUUUGUUCCAUUUUUCUCUUUUUCUUCCUUCUUUUUAAUGCGAGCAGGCAGUAAAAAAAUUUUGAUUUUUACUCGCCACCAUGGUCGCCUUGCAGCGAUGAAGGCAGCCUCAAACUCAGCAAGGCCACGAGCCAGUUUUUCCAUCAGGCCCCAAUUCUCUGCGAAAGCACUCAUGAUGGUCAACGCAAGCGGUGCGUCGGAUGCAGCAGGACCAUCAUCCACUUGCACCUUGUCGUUGUAGGUGACGCAUAAACGCCUGAAGCUAUGUGAGCAGGAAACACGUCUUGGCCACAAUGUUUUGACAUCACUAUCAGUGGUGACUGCAGUUCGUGAAGGGUCCAUACGCUGCAAUUUCACUAUUUAUGGCCUGUGCGCACAACAUUUUGCCGAUUCUGUACUUGUAUACGCCGAAAAAUUACAUAAAUACUACACAUUAACUGUUUUGCAUGUGCUAAGUGGCUACGGCUUGAGGGGUCAGCCAACACAUUAGGUUCAAUGGCGACAGGGUGGGGCAUUCAUCGAGACUAUAUUUAAACCAGAAUUACUUACUAGGCAGGUACGUGUUAACAAGGUUUUACUAUAGGAGUUUUUUCUCACAUUGGAUGCCCCUAUUAUUUUGAAUGCUAGACACAGCACUCACCUGGAGUGUUUUGAUACAGUGCAUAUGUGAGUGAGGAUGACUGUUUGAGGCCUUCUGAGCAGCUGCAGUGAAGAAAACUAGGGACACAUGUUUCUAUGUAGUUGACUGGAUGAGAUAUUUUUUCCUCACUACAGUUGUGUGCAGCAGUUGGCAAUUUCAGGCAGAUGGUGUCUGCUGUUAUAGCAGCAGACGGUUGUCACUGCUUUAGCCCUUGUAGGAUUGCAGUACAUAAGAAAAAAAAUUUUACAGCUGCAAAUCUGAUGUCAUUAGGCUGCACUGUACUUAUACAAACCUACACAAUUAUAUUUCCUUUCUGAUAAAAAGAGAAAGUAUGAUGCUUAUGGGCUUCAACCACCACUGCCAAGCAGGGCUUUUUAUUUGUGGCUGUUUGAACAGAUUCUUUUCCUGUGGAAACCUUCUUUAACAGCUGUGAUGAAUUUCUUUUCUUUUUUAUAUUGUUGUAGCUUUGUCAUUGUCAGAAAGAAGCAAGUAAUGAACUCUCUCUGCUUGGCAUUUUGGACUGUGGGAGGAGAACAUUUUCUUUUUCUCAGAAUGCCAUGGAAUUUUAUUACAUGAAGUGGAAAAUAAAGGGCUGUGUGGAAAAAUGGACACAAAUAUUUACAUUUAUCAACAGGUACCACUUUAUUGAAAGAAAAGCAAUUUGUAUCUUGCUGAUUAGACUUUUCUUAUGUAAACAGAGUACCAAAGUUGCAUUGUCAUCUUCAGAUAAGUGAACAGCUGUUCAUUUGAACUGUCCUGUACCAUGUCCACUUUUACGUAAAGCUUUUUCUCGGUUUUGGGGUGGUCACAACAAUAGCCGUUACCAUCCAUCCACCUUCAAGGAAACCAUUAGACUUUGCUUGUAGUGUGUUUACAAGGUUGGGGUCAUGUGGACUGGUUGAACUUGUUUUGCUUCAUUUCAACGUUUUCUUUUUAGCACAAUUUAUGUUGGCUACUUUUGAUAGGGCCUUGCACAUUGCCUUGAUUAUUUGUCCUGUGUUAAUGGCCCUGGUUUCUGUUCAGAUUGUGGUUGUGCAGCAAGAUAUUUAGAUUACAUUUGGGUAUUGAGCGCACCUGAUCUGUACCGGCUGCGAGUCUCUUACCGAAGGGCUUUUCUUAUGCUUUCCAUGAUGCACAUUGCUAGACACUUGGACAGAAAAUUAGAACACUGUGGUUAAUGCAAUGUGUUAUCAGCAGUGGGCUUAUGUAUGUAUGUGUCCAUCAUUGUUUAUGCUUCCCCAGCAUUGUAUGUGCAACUGCAUUUUAUGCAGUUCCUGCUUUACUGUUUGAUUUUCUUGACAUAAGUUUCUGUAUAUACAUACAUACAUAUAUACUUUUCAUAUUUCACAUACCAUAUGAAACUGGGCCUUUUAUGCCUUGCAUUUUCUCUCGAUAUAUCCACGAGGGAUUGUUUUUACUAUUAUUAUUUUUUGUAGGUGGUUAUACAGGGCCUGCACAUGGUUUUAACUUGUGCUGUGACUGUAGUAUUUUCUUAUUUAUUUUUGUAGGUCUGAUUUUUUAUGCCUCGCUGCUGUCACUGUAGGAUGUGGUUCUGUACAUGACCGUUUGCUUAGACAAACUUUUGUGGGGAUGUUUAAUCCUGUUUUAAGAGUCUUUACUGUUAAAUUAUUUGUUGUCAUAAGAGACUGUACAUAACGUUAAAAAGAAAGUCUGAACAAUAAACUGGUAUGUGCAUAGAAAUUGAGUCUUAAAGCUUUGAAUAAAUAAUGUCGUCAUUUCAA
Messenger RNA from Dermacentor albipictus, 16680 nucleotides. Its product is annotated as mediator of RNA polymerase II transcription subunit 12-like protein. Gene Ontology annotation, biological process: regulation of transcription by RNA polymerase II. NCBI's taxonomy places the organism in Eukaryota, Metazoa, Arthropoda, Arachnida, Ixodida, Ixodidae. Gene Ontology annotation, molecular function: transcription coregulator activity. The record is from RefSeq and is a predicted model, not a curated record. Gene Ontology annotation, cellular component: mediator complex.